AUGGACACCCCCAACACACGAUCAAGGAGGAAACGUGAGCUCGAGAACAGUUCACAGGAGGAUGGACUGAGGGUAGCUUGGGUACAUGAUUCUCAACUUAGGAAAGCGGUCUUGCAAGCCACUGAGGACGACGUUAUAACACCCCCAACACCCACACAGAGACCUCGACCAAUCUCCUCCCUCCUCAAGUCAUCAUCUUCAUCAUCCACAUCCGAGCCAUCCAAAUCAAAUAAACCACCACGUAAAAGACCAUGUAGGGGUCAUCGAUCUCUACCUACCUCGAUCCAAAAACCAACAUCAAGCUCUACCGACACUGGGGAAAGUUCAGAAUCAGGAUCGAAUAGUCUACCAAACAUGUCGAUCUUAUCCACUUCGACCAGUACGAAUUCAGAGAAGACGAGGUUGGAUUAUCUCUUAGAUAGGUUUUCCUUAUUAUCUUCGCCUAUGGAUGAAGAUAAGACAAACAACAGUAGUAAGAAAAGUUAUAUGGAUGUGGAAACUCCAAGUAGGAAUUUACGUCCUAGAAAUACGACAAGUAUGAAGGAUAGACCGAUGAUGAUUACUUCUACACCUUUGAAGAACAGGAAUGGAAGUACCUUUACCUCUAAUUCUACCUCGUAUGUCGGUUCCCAUAUUAAGGCAAAUCCCAAAUCAAAGUCAAAUCCGAAUAUCGAGCCUGUACCUAUCCCACUUAUCCACCAGUCGAAGACUGUCGAUAUACCACAUCCUAAUGUGCCCCAGGAUAAAGGAAAAGGGAUAUUUACUUCCAAACCACCUUCCACUACUACUCUUACUACCCAUCGUAAUCCACUCUCACCCGUCAAAGGAACAGCACCCCGUAUAGGUCUAGGAUCUCAACACAAGCCGAAAUCGACAAACCCAAGUACUACCACUACGAUAACUUCCAAUAGGACUGGAGGAUGGACUAGAACGAAUAGCGGUAAAGCAUUCAGAACACCAUUUUUGGAUCCCACUUCCACUGGAGGUGUUCGAUCAUCGCCUAGGAAACAAGUUUCAAAUGGUGUCGGACCAGUAAGAGGUCCAUCGGUGAUACCUACUACUUUUACCAAGUCAAAUCAUACGUUGCCACGACCGAACAUAUCGGUCAGUCCAAACAAACGUCCACGUCCAGUGAAUCCCCGUUCAAAUACCUCUACCUCAGAGUCGUCCUCACUCAAAUCAUCUUUACCGCCCACUCCACCUGUCUUACCGGUCGAAGUGGGAUUCAAGAAUUACGAUGUAGGAGAGAACGAUCCUGAAGAUACCAGUUUCGAUUCGUUUGAUGGGAUUUUUGCGGGGGGUGGGGAGGAGAUUGAAAGGUUGUUAAGGAGUGUUGAUGGGUCUGCGUGA
This is a messenger RNA of Kwoniella botswanensis, 1350 nucleotides long. RefSeq lists its product as uncharacterized. The record is from RefSeq and is a predicted model, not a curated record. Bases 1 to 1350 code for a protein of 449 amino acids. The transcript is spliced from 2 exons. NCBI's taxonomy places the organism in Eukaryota, Fungi, Basidiomycota, Tremellomycetes, Tremellales, Cryptococcaceae.